AUGCAGCGACUCAACGACACCAAAUACGGCAUCAUGGUUAAUCACAUAUGGUCUCAGCAGUCACAAUUGCUAUGGUACGCUGGGGGUGAGGAUGAGGGUGUCGUGAUCAAGUCUGGGAGGGACCAAUUCGUGUGUUGCCCUCCAGACUUGGAAAGGCCUGGUGGAUUCUUCGAAGCUAUCAAAGCUCUGAAUGUCAAGAGCGCCAUGACGGUCAACACACGCGUCAUCAGCAUCCUGCUUGCGAACAAUGAUGGAGUUUCGAUCCCUAUUCGGGACGAUCUGCGUAUACAGGUUCUUCCUGAUAUCUCAUACCUCAGUCGUUGCGCGAAACAUCAGUUUGCCGCCUUCAUAGCUGAUAGGGGAAUACUGGUAGUUUGGGACGACAAGCCAGAGAACCUCGUUCGCCGCGUCGACAUAAUCGAAAAGGGUCUUAUGGCUAUGAUCUGGUCUUUCGACGGUGAAGAGGAUUACCCAGAGAAGGAGAAAAGCAGUGGAGUGUCGAUUCACGAAGUCGAUACCAUUGCAAGCGAAGAGGGCUCCACUGAGAAGCCCCGCCGUCUCGUGCUCCUUCACUCAAUCACAACUGGCCUUACGCUCUGCCUGAUGAUCGUUACACUCGGCGCUGGUAUCCGGAAACUCGUUGUGGAAAUCCAAUGGGAUCAUUCUUAUACUCGGUUGGCAUUGCUGGCGACUCUCCCACCCAUCAUGUGGGUUGCUUUUUUCUUUCUCCAGGCCCUUAUAGGAAACCUUUUCCAGAUCUUCGGACCAAUCAGCCAGGUGCAGAACAACACCAAAUAUUACUCUGGACUACCACCAAAGAGGCUUCCAGCUGGCUCAUCUUUGCCACACGUCACAAUCCAAUGCCCCGUCUAUAAGGAGGGUCUGGACACAGUCAUCGCCCCAACAGUGUAUUCAAUUAAGGCAGCAAUUUCUACGUAUGAGAUGCAAGGUGGGACAGCGAAUAUUUUCAUCAACGAUGAUGGAAUGCAAUUGUUGUCAACUGAAGAGGCAAGAGCUCGUCAGGACUUCUACGAAGAACACAGUAUCGGCUGGGUAGCACGCCCCCGGCAUGAUCCAAAAGGAGAGCACGGUCCUGAGCCGUUUGUCCGUCGAGGCAAAUUCAAGAAAGCUUCGAACAUGAACUAUGCCCUCUCGGUCAGCAAUCGCAUCGAAGAAAAGAUGGCCAGCCCAGACCCCAGACCUAGAUAUUGGACUCAGGAGGACGAAGCCGCUGCUUACGUUAAAGCGCUGGAGGAAGUCAUCGAAGAAGACGACAAUAGAACCUGGGCUGACGGCAACGUUCGAAUGGGCGACUUUAUACUUCUCAUCGAUUCAGACACACGAGUACCAGUCGAUUGCUUGCUUGACGCUGUCAGCGAGAUGACGGCCUCGCCACAGGUUGCGAUCAUACAGUACUCGUCCGGCGUUAUGAAUGUGACGAAAAGCUUUUUUGAGAGCGGCAUCACGUUCUUUACGAAUAUGGUCUAUACUCAGAUCAAGUACGCGAUUGCAAACGGUGAUGUCGCACCAUUCGUUGGACACAAUGCUAUUCUCCGCUGGUCCGCAGUACAGAGUAUCGCAUAUGAUUGCCCAGACGAUCACAAGGAGAAGUUCUGGUCCGAAGCAACUGUAUCAGAGGACUUUGACAUGGCUCUCCGGCUACAGACUGCUGGAUAUAUUGUGCGCUUCGCCUCUUAUGCUGGAGACGGCUUUAAAGAGGGUGUUUCGCUCACCGUUUACGAUGAACUGGCUCGCUGGGAAAAGUAUGCCUAUGGCUGCAGUGAGCUGGUCUUCAACCCACUACGAUACUGGUUCACACGAGGACCAUUCACUAAGCUGUUCCGCUCGUUCAUUAUGUCGGGAAUGCCGUUCCCAUCAAAGCUUACUAUUCUGUCAUACAUCGGAACAUACUACGCUAUUGGAUCUGCAUGGCUCCUUACCUUACUGAACUACUUUAUCGUUGGUUGGUACAACACCGUCCUUGAUAAGUACUACCUCGACUCUUUCAAGGUCUAUCUGUCCAUCAUUGUGGUGUUCACAGGCCUGGGAAACCUCGCGCUCGCGAUCCUUCGUUAUCGUACUGGGGAGAAAUCUUUACUCAGCUCGCUGGUCACCAACAUCAUGUGGAUUCCUCUCAUGACUGUCUUCCUUGGCGGAAUAUCCCUCCACGUAUCACAAGCACUUCUAUCGCAUCUUGUCAGUAUUGACAUGAACUGGGGCGCCACAUCCAAAGAAGUGGAAAACACGACAUUCUUCAAAGAGGUGCCGAAGGUGAUGAAGAAUUUCAAAUUCACGUUCUUGUUCUGUAUCGGCACCGCGAUUGGCAUGGUAAUGCUUGCAACGGUGGUCCCUGUCUUCUGGAGGAUUGAUCAAUUCUUUGCUAUUUUCCCACUAGCGAACAUUAUUGUCAGUCACUUUUUGCUGCCCAUCGCUCUUAAUCCCAGCCUUAUGCUUUUCACCUGGUAG
Aureobasidium melanogenum CBS 110374 is the source of this 2466-nucleotide messenger RNA. RefSeq lists its product as uncharacterized. The record is from RefSeq and is a predicted model, not a curated record. Bases 1 to 2466 code for a protein of 821 amino acids. Lineage: Eukaryota; Fungi; Ascomycota; Dothideomycetes; Dothideales; Saccotheciaceae. The transcript has 2 exons.